GCUAGCACUUCACAUCGCCAUCGCGUCCUUCCCAGCAUGGCACGCCUCCCUCCUCUGGCUGCUCUCUUCUUCCUCUGUUUGCUGUGCGCCUGCCACGCGGCCGGGCCCAGCGGCAACCCGAGCGCCGUGCUGCUGCCGGUGGGGAAGGACGACGCCACGCAGCAGUACGUGACGGGCUUCCGGCAGCGCACGCCGCUGGUGCCGGUGAAGGCGGUGCUGAACCUCGCGGGCGCCACGCUCUGGGUGGACUGUGAGGCCGGGUACGUGUCCUCGACCUACCGCCGCGUGCCGUGCGAUUCCAAGCCGUGCCGCCUCGCGCGCUCGGCCGCCUGCGCCACCAGCUGCUCCGGCGCUCCGAGCCCGUCCUGCCUCAACGACACCUGCGGCGGGUUCCCGGAGAACACGGUCACGCAGGUCAGCACGGGAGGCAACAUCAUCACCGACGUGCUGGCGCUGCCCACCACGUUCCGCCCCGCGCCGGGCCCGCUCGCCACGGCGCCGGCGUUCCUGUUCACCUGCGGCACCACGUUCCUUACGCAGGGACUCGCGGCCGGCGCCACGGGGAUGGCGUCACUCAGCCGCGCCCGCUUCGCGCUCCCGACGCAGCUCGCCGCCACGUUCCGUUUCUCCCGGAAGUUCGCGCUCUGCCUGCCGCCGGGGGGCGCGGCGGGCGUCGUCAUCUUCGGCGACGCGCCCUACGUGUUCCAGCCCGGGGUGGACCUGUCCAACUCGCUCAUCUACACCCCGCUCCUCGUCAACCCGGUGAGCACCGCCGGCGUGUCCACCAAGGGCGACAAGUCCGACGAGUACUUCAUCGGCGUGACGGGCAUCAAGGUGAACGGCCGCGCCGUGCCGCUGAACGCGACGCUGCUGGCCAUCGACAAGAAGGGCGUGGGCGGGACCAAGCUCAGCACGGUGGCACCCUACACCGUGCUUGAGUCCUCCAUCCACAGGGCCGUCACCGACGCGUUCGCGGCCGAGACGGCCAUGAUCCCGCGGGCGCCUCCCGUGGCGCCGUUCAAGCUGUGCUACGACGGGAGCAAGGUCGGGGGCACGCGCGUGGGCCCGGCCGUGCCCACCAUCGAGCUGGUGCUGCAGAGCGAGGCCGCAUCGUGGGUGGUGUUCGGGGCGAACUCGAUGGUCGCCACCAAGGGCGGCGCGCUCUGCCUCGGAGUGGUGGACGGCGGCGAAGCUCCACGGACGUCGGUGGUGAUCGGCGGGCACAUGAUGGAGGACAACCUGCUGGAGUUCGACCUGGAGGCGUCGCGGCUGGGGUUCAGCUCCUCCCUGCUGUUCCGGCAGACGACCUGCAGCAACUUUCGCCUCGGCUAGAAGCAAUGCCAAUAGCGGCUACUUGCCAGUGUGUCCGACCUGAACAUUGAUUGGGUUGUAUUUGUAUCUGUAUGUCCGUGUGCCACCAGAGAAGAUGAUCUUUGUUUUUGGUGGUCGCUGUCCGAAUAAAUUGUUCGCC
Molecule: messenger RNA, 1471 nt
Organism: Phragmites australis (common reed)
Lineage: Eukaryota; Viridiplantae; Streptophyta; Magnoliopsida; Poales; Poaceae
Product: probable aspartic proteinase GIP2
Exons: 1
Coding region: 37-1332 (431 amino acids)
Biological process (GO): proteolysis
Molecular function (GO): aspartic-type endopeptidase activity
Source: RefSeq, a predicted model, not a curated record